Penaeus chinensis is the source of this 600-nucleotide messenger RNA. Its product is annotated as cysteine-rich protein 1-like. The transcript has 3 exons. Bases 114 to 353 code for a protein of 79 amino acids. The record is from RefSeq and is a predicted model, not a curated record. Lineage: Eukaryota; Metazoa; Arthropoda; Malacostraca; Decapoda; Penaeidae.
ACAACGCUUAGGUUCCACCCAGCCUGGAGCGUCAUUUAGAACAGAGUCUGUGAAGCAUCAGGACGCUGCCGCUCCGCUCUCGCCUCGCCUCCCGCCCGUCUGGUUGCUACAAGAUGCCCAACUGCCCGAAAUGCGACAAGCCGGUAUAUUUCGCCGAGCGUAAGUCGUCGCUAGGAAAGGACUGGCAUGCAUUUUGCCUCAAGUGUGAAAAGUGUAACAAAACACUUACUCCAGGAAGCCACGCAGAGCAUGAAGGCAAGCCUUACUGUACCACACCCUGCUACGGAGCUCUCUUUGGGCCCGGCGGCUACGGGCGUGGCGGCACUCAGAGUUUCGUCUACGACAAAAAAUAGGAUCGUAGACAAGCGCGUUUGCUGGAUCAGGGGAUAUGUUUUUCGUCACUUGCUUCUUAUCUUAUCAGAUGUCCGCACAUUCUACUAGUAUUUCAAAUACACACUGCCAUUCUAUUCCCCUUCCGAGGUAUCUGUCUACCUCUAACUGCCUUCUAUUUUGUUUUUUAUUUUUCAUGUUAACCAAGAUAGCUUUCUUUCCAGUUUGUUUGUGACUUUGUAAAUAUCCCUUGAAUAAAUAUAAAAUAUA